Durio zibethinus is the source of this 426-nucleotide messenger RNA. The record is from RefSeq and is a predicted model, not a curated record. Lineage: Eukaryota; Viridiplantae; Streptophyta; Magnoliopsida; Malvales; Malvaceae.
AUGGGUGGAUCAGAGAAUGAUUAUAUAAGACAAGUUGAAAAGCUGAAAGGCAAAGUGAAGAUGAUGCUAACCAAUAUUGUAGAAGGGCUAUUGGAUCAACUUGAAUUGAUAGACAGACAACUUGCAGAGGCUUGGAGCAUCUACAAGAACACAACUGCUUUGGAAUUUAGGCUCCUCAGGGAACAUGGACAUCAUUUUCUUCAGAGUGUUCGUAAUAAGUGGUUUUGCUCGAGUGUAGAUGUUUCAAUUUUGGAAGAGAACAUAAAAAAAAUAACAGGCCAUCUAAUAGCAAUUCAAACAAGUCUCUUUGUCACAAAUCGAAUAAACCAGAAGGAAUUAGAAUUCCUGGAAAGCAACCCAGAUAUAUUAUAUUGGUCAUCCUUGAUCUUUCGACCUCAAGAUGAUUUAGGAACUUCAUCAGUAUGA